Molecule: messenger RNA, 1279 nt
Organism: Hyphopichia burtonii NRRL Y-1933
Lineage: Eukaryota; Fungi; Ascomycota; Pichiomycetes; Serinales; Debaryomycetaceae
Exons: 2
Coding region: 1-1236 (411 amino acids)
Source: RefSeq, a predicted model, not a curated record
AUGAUCCAUGAUGUGGAGUUGGAGUUGAGUGAGCUGUUUUUUUUAACCAAGGAAUCGUUAUUUUUGAGGUUCCCACCCACGUCGCCAUCUAUAACCAUUACAAUUGAUGAUUUUUUGAUCAGCUUAACCCAGAAGAAACCUAAUUAUUUACAGCUAAUUGAUUACACUUAUUUCUUAAUAAAGGAUGAACAAUUAAAUUUAAAACAACUAUUGAAAGUUUGGGAAAUAAGAUUAGUCUUAUUACUUUUCAAUAACCAAUUAACAUUUGCCAAAAAGGAAGCGAUCAAUUUGAACAAUUCAUUAUACCAAUUUGAAAAUGGGACAUCUUUCCAGCCUAAUCAACCCUCCUUACAAAUGGAGGCAAGUCGAAUGAACUCGAUGAGUUCCAAUAGUUCUCUCAAUAGCUUAUCGAAAACCGCACAGCCAAUCUAUCCAUUGCCCAAGAAUAAUUCGGGGAUCAUCCAAUACGACUUAUUAAUAUUAUUAUUGAGAUUAAAAUCAAUACCAAAUCUCAAUUUAGUGAACGAUAUAUAUAAAUUGAGUUAUCAAAUGAGAUUAGGAGCCACCGCCAAAGACGAUGGCCAACUCAUGAUCAAGUUAAUAAACCUAAGUUAUGAAAUUAUAGUGGCAUUAUCUAUAACCAAGAAUUAUAUUAGUUUAAUUCAAUUUUUAAAAUCAUUGAGGUACGAUUUGCAAGGUCAAAAAACCCAGCUAUACGAAAAGUACUAUUCAAAUAUAACUUUACUAUUAAUAAUCAUUGAGAUCUUGAAUCAUAACGAUCAGUCGUUUGAACACAUUUACUCCGAAGUCAAUAAUGAAUCAGUCAACUGUCUUGCAUACGUCUUGGACAAUGUCUCCCCUACACUACCUACACCCACCAAUGAACCGGUGGUUGAAUCACCGGAACCUGAAACUCUAAAACAAGUUAACCAUGAGGAAAAGCGGAUCCAAUACGAAGAACUCCGAUCCAAACUAAACAAUGGGCAGAUCACCGGCCGUAUAAUCUGCUCGCUCUUGGGUUUAUGGGACCUAUCCAAUAUGUACCAAGGCUAUUUUCGAGAAACCCAGGGGAACAAGUUGGUAUUUAAACUUCAAAUUGAAGAUCACGAUGCCCCUGAAAUCACCAAGCUCGACGAACUAACCAGCGAGCAAUUAGAGCUCCGCAUCAACCUUGCCUAUGACCAAGUCACCAAAAAAUGGAGUAAACACAUUCAUAAAGUAUAUGGAUUAGAAUAAUCAUGUAUAUAGAAAUACCCUAAUAGAAUUAAUGUUGCAACAC